CCGCCGCUGCCGCCGGGCUUGCUGGAGGAGCUGCGGCAGCGGCGGCGCGACGUGCGGCGCUUGGCGGCGGGCGGCGGCGGGGCGGCGGCGGGCGCGCUGGGCUGCGACGCCCUGCGGCGGGUGUCGGGCGCCAGCGUGGUGGGCUGGGGCUUCAGCAAGGUGGUGCUGCGGGCGGCGCUGGCGGGCGGCGGCGCGCUCGCCCUCAAGUCGGUGCACGGCGCGGGCCGCGAGGUGCGGCAGUGCGUGCAGCGCUACGCGGCCCCCGCCGGCUGCUACCGCCUGGCCGCCUACAAGCUGCUCAAGGAGGUGGCGCUGCUGCAGCGCCUGCGGCACCCCGGCAUCGUGCAGCUGCAUGGUCAAUGCUAUGAUAACAGCGGAGAUCCUGAAGUAAGGGUCACAGCUAUGCUGGAGCUGGGAUCCCCCCUGGAGAUGAUUCAGCUUCUGCAGACCCCCUGGGAGGAGAGAUUUAAAAUUUGCCUGAGUCUUGUGAAACUGCUGUUUUACUUGGCACAUUCCCCCCUGGGUUCAAUAGUCCUCUUGGAUUUCCAGCCAAGGCAGUUUGUUAUGGUGGAUGGAAAUCUAAAAGUGACAGACCUGGAUGACGCCAGCACCGAGGAGCUGUCAUGCAAGGAAGAUAAUGACUGCACACUGGACUUCCCUACGAGAAGCUUUCCUCUCAAAUGCUCUACAGCUGGGAAGUGUGAAGGGAUGAAUGAAAAGAAGAAUCUUUUCAAUGCAUAUCGGUAUUUUUUCACCUAUCUUCUGCCACACUCUGCACCUCCACCUUUACAGCCCUUUUUAAGUGAUAUUCUGAAUGCAACAGGUGAUUUACGAUAUGGAAUAAAUGAAACCCUGGAAGCUUUUGAAAAGGUUUUACAUCUGUACAAGUCUGGGCUCUAUCUACAGAAAAGACCUCUUCUUUUAAAAGAAUACAUCUCCCUGAAGGGCUUCCGAACUGUGGAAGUAGAAGACUAUAAAUGCUGGCCCUCCUACAGCCACCUGCGAUGCCUGCUGUCUGUCCAUGGUGCCGAGGAAGCUGCUGCAAUUUGCAACUCCCAGUCCCAAUGUCAGAGUUUUAUUGUCACUCAGCAGAGGACAUGGACAGGACGCCCGCUCGCCUCAUUUCAGAGCAGUCCAACUGAUUUAGUACCGGAUGUUAAUGCUGUAGUCUAUAUUAAACGAUCAACUUCCUCAGAGGAAAGACUUUAAAGACAUGAGAUCACAUAAAAAAAUCCUGGGAGGAACAAACCAUUGGGGAGAAUUUCAGCUACUGAAAAGAAUGACAUCUUUUAUUAUGCCUUAGGAUGUGAUCUUGCCAGCUCAGAUUGAGUCAAAUGCUGCUGUCUCCUUGAUCAAAGCUCAGAUUUCUCAUUGCGGGAUGGUCCCUUCUCCACAACCCUGCUAGCUUGUUUAUCUGUUCCUGCAGUCCGUUGUUCCUCAUAAAGGCGCCAAAUUUUAGUCCAAUGUUACUAGAAUGUGCAGUACCUAGCCUUGCUGUUUCAGCUACCAACUUGACAGCCAAGAAAUAGAAAUAAUUGCAAGUGACCUGGCUGGAGUAGGCCUAAUUAAUUCAGCAGUCUCUGAAAGCCUAAUGAAUAAUGCACUUUGGAGAAUGCAGUGGCUCCUCCUGCAGCCACCAACAAGGAUUUCAUGACAUUGCAACUGUAAAGGUCUAGAUUUCAGUGGUAGGGCCGAGAUUGCAUGGUUGAUAUCCAUAACCAGAGGAUGAUGAUGGGAGAGGUCUUCAAAGGAGGGUUUUGGUUCAGUUCCUUCCAGGGCAGGGAAGGAAGGUAUGUACAGAUCAACUCUGGAACCAUAUAUAGAACAUUUGUGUGCAGGAUUUGGGUUUUACCUAUGUGGUUUGUAAUGCCAGCUCCCACAUAUCAACCUUGAAGGUUUUUCUCUGUUACUUUCCAUGAAAGAGUGAGACAUUCAAAUUAUUUAUGUAUAAAGUGUUACUCUGUAUGGUAAAGAAUGACUAUGUUUUUUCUAGGCAUGGUAUGAAAAGCUUUUUUGGUUGUUUUUUAAUCGUCUAUGUCUUUAUUGCAACCAAAUGAAAAAAGUGUUCUUCACUUCUGCUCACCUAGCAGCAUUACCUACUGCUGAGGAUGACCUCAGGGCAUGCUGCUUGGCAGUGCCUGAAUGUGCCCAAGUCCCUUGGGCUCUUAGAUCCUGGAGAAUACUAUCUGGCUGUGCUUGCAGGCUCACAGGUAUAGAAGAGAAGUCUGGUCUGAAGAAUCUCUUGGAUCUGCCCUUCGCUCACUGUAGAUAGAUGUAGCCUCUGAAAAAUAGGUGGGUGUUACUGUAUUUUCAGGCUGUGAGAGAUGGCAACAUAAUGUGCCACUGCUAAGAGUGUCUGAAAACACUGGUUGUAGAGUUUUUUGCUAUCUUUUUUGUAACACGUUCAGAAAAGCCCUACUCAAUGCCAGCCUCACUCCUCUGCAAGGGAAGGUCCCUAGCAAAGCCCUGCUGAGGAGAUCAAUGCUGCAGCCUGUGUGUAUGCAGUUCUGGUUUCCUCUGAGCUUGCACCUCUAUGCAGAAAUGACUGCUCUUGGGACAUUGCCAUUGACUCGCUGGAGCCUCAUGUGUGGGUAUUUACAGGUCUCUGUAGCAGCCUGGGUACCCCCAGACUGAUGCCUGAGCUCUUGCCCUGGGUUGUGCUCUGCUUUUUGCAGUCUGUCCUGCGUUUCCUAAUGCAGGUGCUCACCUUUCAGCUCGUUAGGGCUCUGUUAACCCACAGCAAUGCCAUUGCAGGGGGGCUUUCUCAUGCAGUAUAAACCCUGCUGCUCGCACUGAGGCUAAGCUACCCUGAGAGGGAUAUCAAUUAAUGAGGACUCCUCAUUAGCACAACAAGAAGGCUCUUCUUACCGUGAUGGCCGCUUUGCUGCAGGCUUUGUGAAGGCAAUGCUGUGCGAAUGGGCAGCCAUAGACAGUUCUCCCUCACCCUGGGUCCUGUGGAGGUCGAAAGAAAGGCCUGGCCAGGGGUCCUCUGUUUUUUUGCACUGAGCCCACUGAGCAAGGCUUCAGCCAUCUGCUAUGUGGAGCUUCACGUCAGCAAGCAGUAACCAGUUUAUUCCACAUCUCUCAACCUUACAAGACACAAAUCAGAACUAUAUCCCCCAAUGGAAGGGCGAGCCUGGGGUCGCUUCAGAGAGGAAGAGAUAGACUGUGAAAACUCAAAGGUUAAAGUGAUUCUGAUUUGUGUUAGAUUUUCCCGUCCUAAAAAUCUCUGCUGGUAAGAAGGGAAGGCCAAGGCUCUGCGAACACUGUAUUUUAGUCAUGACACACUCCUUUCAUCUUGAAGAUUUUCCCGUAAAACUUUCAUCGUAUUAUUUAUUUUCUGCACAUCAGAGUCAGGUCCAGCUCGUCAGCAGAUAGGGCAGGGUACAGCGCUGUUGUUUGUAUAAAAUCAGGUUCCAGUCUCAGACCUAGAGUUGUUGGAUUCUGUGAACAGAGAUCAUAUCAUCCUGUCUUGGAAAGUUUUGAGCACACAGUGCUUAACCAAUAAUAAAAAAUAUUAAUAAAAAGAGAACUUAAGCUUCAAAGAA
Messenger RNA from Rhea pennata, 3548 nucleotides. Its product is annotated as extracellular tyrosine-protein kinase PKDCC-like. The annotation marks the transcript as partial. Gene Ontology annotation, biological process: peptidyl-tyrosine phosphorylation; skeletal system development. Lineage: Eukaryota; Metazoa; Chordata; Aves; Rheiformes; Rheidae. Gene Ontology annotation, cellular component: extracellular region. The transcript is spliced from 7 exons. Gene Ontology annotation, molecular function: ATP binding; non-membrane spanning protein tyrosine kinase activity. The record is from RefSeq and is a predicted model, not a curated record.